Messenger RNA from Pleurotus ostreatus (oyster mushroom), 972 nucleotides. RefSeq lists its product as uncharacterized. Gene Ontology annotation, molecular function: nucleotidase activity. NCBI's taxonomy places the organism in Eukaryota, Fungi, Basidiomycota, Agaricomycetes, Agaricales, Pleurotaceae. The transcript is spliced from 6 exons. The record is from RefSeq and is a predicted model, not a curated record. The coding region runs from base 1 to 972 and encodes 323 amino acids.
AUGAUCUCGAUGAUCUCUGUACUCUACGUCUUGGUGCUACUUAUUGCCCCGACAAGUUUCGUGAAUGCUCAAAGGAAGGUUCUUCUUUCUGACGACAACGGCUGGGCAGUAGCCCACGUUCGUGCGCCGUAUACUGCAUUAAAGGCCGAAAAUUACGAUGUCUUGCUCGUCGCCCCUGCUGACGACGUGUCGUCGGGUCUCUUCCCGCCAUUUAUACCUAUUCUCAAUCAACGACUGCUACAAUGCCAGUUCAACACAUGCCCCGGGCUAUUAGACCCUCUAGGGCUUCCCCUGGGCCUCUUUCCGGCGUCAGGUUACAAUUCGACUGAUAAUCGGCUCAAUUACAUCACUGGCCUUACCGCAGACGCAGUUCAGAAAGGCUUACAAGAUUUAUCUCCCACCGCCUUCAACUCGCCUCCUGAUCUUGUUCUUAUCGGUGUCCACGUUGGUAAUAUCAAGGGCACGUCAAUAAAGUCUUCUGGCAUUGUCACUGCCGCCGCUGCAGCUAUUAGUCAAGGAAUACCAGCGGUCGUCUUCUCUGGCGCAACAGGCUCACAAGUAUCCUACACCACCCUCGACUCGGAUCCAAAUUCUUCCACAUCCAUUGCAGCCCGUACCUACGCCUCUCUAGUCGUGCGUUUAGCCAACAAACUCACAGCACCGCCCGGCCCCAUCCUCCCUCCCAAUGUCGGCCUCAGCGUCAACUUCCCUCCUGCAACCAACUGCGCGACCGCUUCCAGCGUGAAGUUCGUCUUAAGCAGACUCGCUGCAGAUCCCAACGCGAAUGACGAAUCCUGCACCAAUCUCCGCUUACCCUUGGAGUCGGUUGUGUUGAAUGCCAACGGCGGUAGCAGUUGUUUGGCUAGCAUAAGUGUUUGGGACGUGUCAACGAAGGAAGAUGCGGAUCCUUUGGCUCAGGCCGCGGUGAUGUUCAAGUUGCUGGACAUUCUGACAUGCCCUAAUCUGUCGUAA